This is a messenger RNA of Aspergillus fischeri NRRL 181, 891 nucleotides long. RefSeq names its product coiled-coil-helix-coiled-coil-helix domain-containing protein. Gene Ontology annotation, cellular component: mitochondrial intermembrane space. The record is from RefSeq and is a predicted model, not a curated record. The transcript is spliced from 3 exons. Gene Ontology annotation, biological process: protein import into mitochondrial intermembrane space. The coding region runs from base 1 to 891 and encodes 296 amino acids. Lineage: Eukaryota; Fungi; Ascomycota; Eurotiomycetes; Eurotiales; Aspergillaceae. Gene Ontology annotation, molecular function: protein-disulfide reductase activity.
AUGUUCCGUCCCGCGACCAGAGUUCUCCGCGCGCCGGGUGUCGCAGUCCGUGGCCCUGCAAGCAGACGAUUGAUAAGCACCGCUCCUCCAGACGCCAAGUCGAGGAGUUGGAAGAGUACCAUUGUCCGUCUGGGGUUGGCCGCUGGAGCUGUAUACUACUAUAACACGAGCAGUGUCUUUGCCGAACAGCCGUCAUUAUCCCUCCUCUCCAAGCAGAGCACACCGGAUUCUUCCGAUGAAACCAAGCUCCCAACCAUCGACUCCAUUAAGCCCAGAAUCCGCGAAGAAAGACAAGCAGAAUUGAAGGCCGUCUCGCAACCGGAUGCGCAGCCCACACAGCACGAGGCCCUACCCGCCUCAGAAGCCGCUCUGAAGUCGCCCCAAGAACUUGAAGACGAAGCCGGCCAGGAAGCCGCCUUCAACCCCGAGACUGGCGAGAUCAACUGGGACUGCCCAUGCCUGGGCGGCAUGGCCCAUGGCCCUUGUGGCGAGGAGUUCAAGGCUGCGUUCAGCUGCUUUGUGUACUCCACGGAAGAACCCAAGGGCAUGGACUGCAUUGACAAGUUCAAGGGCAUGCAAGAGUGCUUUCGGAGGUACCCCGACGUCUACGGUGCCGAGCUCGAAGAUGACGACGAGGCCGACGCCGCAGCUGCCACCGCAGCUGGCGUCUCAGAACCCAGCGAGCAGCCCGCUUCCCCCGCCGCUGAGAUCGAUGCCUCCUCUGACUCUGAAGAAAAGCGGGCUCGCGCAAAAGACGUUCACGCCCAGGUGAAGUCGGAGGUUGCCGAGAAGGCCGAGCAGGCUGAGAGCGAAGACCUCAUUCCCAAGGCCUGGCACGAUACCGAAGGCAAGAACGACACUGUCACCAAGGCCCAGCAGACGGAGAAAUGA